UGAAGAACCUUGGUGUCCUGUGUGUCUUUUAACCUCGCCGUCCCUCGCCGGACUCGGCUCCCUUGGCCGGACGCGGCAAUUGGAGGCUCCCACUGAGAUCCGGAAAGCAGGGGAACUGAGAAGCCCAUUUGGAUCCCAGAGCGCUGCACCAGACCGGUGAAUGAAAAUUCAAGACAAAAUGAAGUUCCCAAGAUGGCUGAUCCUGCCGCUGUUGUUCUCACCCCUUCAAGUGAGUGCCGAGACACACCUCAUGAGCUGGACCCCUCUUGUGGCAUUCCUUCUGGACAGGUUUGCUGAAGGAGGGCUUGACCCCCCACCUGGGAAUAUUCAUGAAUAUCUUUUUGGAGCCCCUUGUGAGUGUAAGGGAGGGCCCCAGCACUCGGCCCCCUCUGGUUAUAUCCAGAGCAUUGAUUGUGGGACUAAAGUAGCCUACAUGGCGGCUGAACUCAAUGAAAACAUCGGAGGAUUUAAACAACCAAAAUGGGUAUGUGUUAAUAAGCCCGGACUUGUUGUCCCUAAUCCGACCAAGACUCUUGGAAGCUGUUCCGCCACUUGUCAUUACACCCCGGCAAUGCACAUCUCCUGUUAUACAUCGGCCUCAAUUUGUGUUAAUAAUCAAGGAAAACAGUAUUUUGAGGCCAUCCUAACUAACACCCGUGGAGAAUGGGGGACCACUUAUAAUUAUAUUCCUUUUCUUGGUGACCGGGGAGGGGAAGGCAUCACGACUCGGUUAACUGAGGCGGGAUGUGAGGGCGUCGUGGGUAAACCCUCCUGCUGGCCCAUGCAGGCCCCUAUCGGAAUCUCUGACGGAGGGGGACCCACUGAUGCUAUUAAACACCUUCAGGUGAUUAAGCUUUUAAAGCCGGAGAUCCCUAAGCCUACAUACCACCCCUUGAUAUUGCCCAAAUCCCAGUUUCCUGAUUUAGAUGCCAAUACAUUAGAUAUCCUAGAAACUACCUUUUCUUUACUUAACAGUUCCAAUCCUACAUCAUCCUAGAUGAUGUGCAAACCCUGUCGGGAACCAUUAAAGACUUACAAGACCAGAUAGACUCCCUAGCAGAAGUAGUUCUUCAGAACAGGCGGGGUUUAGACUUGCUUACUGCCAAUCAAGGGGGAAUUUGUUUAGCCCUUGGGGAGAGGUGCUGUUUUUAUGCUAACAAAUCUGGCAUAGUUCGCACAAAAAUUAAACAACUCCAAGAAGACCUAGAAAAAAGGAGGAGGGAAUUAUUUGAGAACCCUCUCUGGACUGGACUUAAUGGAUUUUUGCCUUAUCUUCUUCCCUUAUUGGGACCAUUGUUAGGCCUCCUUCUAGUAGUGGCAAUAGGACCCUACAUUGUAAAUAAGAUAGUACAAUUCAUUAAGGAUCAAAUUAAUAUCUUAGCCUCUAAGCCAAUACAGGUUCACUAUCAACGCUUGAAGAUGGAUGAUCGCCUCUCUGAGAUAUACUUCAGACCUAUCCGAAGAUGAGUGUCCUCCUUAAAAAAAGAACUCCUGCCAUAUCUUUUCUCUAUGCAUACCUCUCCCUCUUGCCUUCCUGUACUAGGAUCUUUGCUGUCUAAUCUCUCGGUCCAAUCACAUCUGCCAUUCGGCGGUGACGGUCAUGGGUCCCGUGGGUGGAGACGGUUAAGCGUUUACCGCAAUAAUGUCUUGAUAGGUCAUAACACCUUGAGCUGAUCUUGUAGUACCCAGUGACGGGCAACUUUCACGCUUGCUGUGCGACCUAAGCCAGGGAAUCGGGGCCUUCCCAGAGACGGGUAAGCAUCGCAAGGGCUGUGAACGACCUAAGACAGGGGCUACUUGAUUCCCACUGACAUGCAAAAAACAAAAGAGGGGGACUUGUUGGCAACAGGUCCACCUUGGCCCCUGGAGCCCUACCUCCACUAGUUUGUUCUGCAUGCCAGUGUGGCCAGCUCACAAGGCCAUGGCGAACUUGCGGUUUUUCUGUUCCUGCUUAUCCGUCUGAGACAUAUGUAUCCCACGGGAAUGCCUUGACCUUUUCUGGUCUGAUGGACUUAUUGUUAAGGGAGGUUUCGGUACCUGACAAUAAUAGAUGUUGAAACUAAAUUUCUCCCCCCUCCCUCCUGCUUUUGGGUAGUUUUCCACUUCUGCUGCUUGGGGUAUAAAAAAAGGU
Molecule: messenger RNA, 2131 nt
Organism: Marmota monax (woodchuck)
Lineage: Eukaryota; Metazoa; Chordata; Mammalia; Rodentia; Sciuridae
Exons: 2
Coding region: 161-997 (278 amino acids)
Source: RefSeq, a predicted model, not a curated record